AUGUUCAAGCUGUUCAUCUUCGCGUGCUUCCUGGCCCUAGCUGCCGCCAAGCCUGGAGUAGUCCCCGUAGCGUACACCGCAGCAGCCUAUUCAGCUCCAUUGGUAGCAGCAUCUUACCCAGCCCCUCUAGCGUACUCAGCAUACAGUGCACCCUUUUCAUACUCCGCUUACUCUGCAUACCCAUACGCCGCACCAUACUCUGCAUACUACCUCAGACGUUAA
This is a messenger RNA of Danaus chrysippus (African queen), 222 nucleotides long. NCBI's taxonomy places the organism in Eukaryota, Metazoa, Arthropoda, Insecta, Lepidoptera, Nymphalidae. The record is from the annotation of a GenBank genome assembly.